CUUCUUAACAGAAUUUACACAAAGCCACAAGCUUCACUCUGUUGGGUUGGUUUAUUACAAGUUCUAGCUCAUAACCCAAGCCAGCAUUGCCUUGUGGAUCAUAUAUUAGCUAGUGUUUCUUGAUCCUCAAGUAAUGGGAAUGGAGAAGGUUGUGAGAAUGGGCUUGAUGGGCUGUUUGUUGUUGCUUGUGAGCCUUGUUAAUUUGGCCAUGGGAGGACAUAACUAUGGAGAUGCUCUCACCAAGAGCAUUCUUUUCUUUGAGGCUCAAAGAUCUGGUUACUUGCCUAGUAGUCAGAGAAUCAAGUGGAGGGGGCAUUCUGGUCUUAGUGAUGGCAAGACUGUUGGUGUGAAUUUGGUGGGAGGGUAUUAUGAUGCAGGGGACAAUGUGAAGUUUGGAUUGCCCAUGGCAUUUACAGUGACAAUGAUGUCAUGGAGUGUGUUGGAGUAUGGUAACCAAAUAGCUUCUAGUGGUGAGCUUCGUAAUGCCAUGGAUGCUAUUAAGUGGGGUACUGAUUAUCUCAUCAAAGCUCAUCCUGAACCUCAUGUUUUCUAUGGAGAGGUGGGAGAUGGCAACACUGAUCACUACUGCUGGCAAAGACCCGAAGACAUGACAACUUCUCGGCAAGCUUACAGAAUUGACCCGAGUAAUCCUGGUUCCGACCUUGCUGGAGAGACUGCAGCUGCUCUGGCUGCUGCCUCCAUGGUCUUCCGCCGCUCCAACCCCUCCUACGCCAAGACACUCCUUUCUCAUGCCUAUCAGCUGUUCGACUUUGCAGACAAAUACAGGGGUAAAUAUGAUAGCAGUAUUACAGUGGCUCAGAAGUACUACCGUUCUGUCAGCGGAUAUGCUGAUGAACUAUUGUGGGGAGCUGCGUGGUUGUACAAGGCAACAGACAAUCAGUACUACUUGAACUACCUCGGAAACAAUGGUGAUGCACUCGGUGGGACUGGUUGGGCCAUGACUGAAUUCGGAUGGGAUGUUAAGUAUGCUGGAGUUCAAACUCUUGUUGCUAAGUUUUUGAUGGGAGGAAAAGCUGGACAUCAGGCAUCAGUUUUUGGCAAGUACCAAGAGAAGGCAGAGUUUUUCAUGUGUUCGUGUCUUGGAAAGGGCAGCCGCAAUGUUCAGAAGACUCCAGGAGGCCUCAUCUUCAAACAGAGAUGGAACAACUUACAGUUUGUUACGAGUGCUUCCUUCCUCAUGACUGUCUACUCCGAUUAUCUCACUUCUGCUAGGAAAACCCUCAGGUGUCCUUCUGGAAAUGUCCAACCAUCCCAACUGCUUUCAUUCGCCAAAUCUCAGGUGGACUAUAUUCUGGGAGACAACCCAAGAGCCACGAGUUACAUGGUUGGUUAUGGAAACAAUUACCCACAACAAGUUCAUCAUCGUGGUUCCUCAAUUGUUUCAAUCAAGGUUAACCCUUCAUUUGUUACUUGCCGAGGAGGGUAUGCCACAUGGUUCAGUAGGAAGGCAAGCGAUCCCAAUCUUCUUGUUGGUGCCAUUGUUGGAGGACCUGAUGCCUAUGACAAUUUUGCUGAUGAAAGAGACAACUAUGAACAAACUGAGCCAGCUACAUACAACAAUGCUCCUCUUCUCGGACUCCUGGCUAGGCUACAUGCAGGACAUAGUGGAUAUAACCAGUUGCUUCCAGUAAAUCUGCCAAAACCUUUUGCUGUCAGACCUAAGCCAACUCCGAGACCCAGAGUAUCUCCAGCCCCAGUUUCCUCUUCCAAACAAAUUGCUGUUGUGCAAAAGAUGACAGCUUCAUGGGUUUCCGGAGGGAAAACCUACUACAGAUACUCCACAGUAGUUACUAACAAAUCUGGCAAGACGCUUAGAAACCUCAGAAUUUCUGUCUCAAAGCUAUACGGUCCUCUAUGGGGUCUUGCAAAGUACGGCAACUCCUAUGUGCUUCCUGCAUGGAACAAGUCGCUGGCUCCUGGUAAAAGCAUCGAGUUUGUGUAUAUCCAUUCUGCCUCUGCAGCAUCCGUCUCGGUCACAAGCUACACAUUGGCUUAAAAGCACAAGAUUACAACAGACAACUAUAAAAAAGUUCAUACCAUUUACCGCGGUUACAUAAGAGCUGCAGACAUUUAUACAUACAAGAUGUUUUUUUCAAGCAACUUGGGUAAAUUUAAGAUGAACUUAGGCUAAGUAUGAUUCAAGAUUGGACAGAGGAAGGAGUGAAGAGAGGAUCAAACCAUGAGUGCUCAUCCUCUUUCUCAUCCAGUGACAUAUAUUUAUGUAUAUUUGAGAGAGUUGAGUGACAGUUGAGAAGUGAAUUGAACUUCUCAACAAGAGUGCCAUGGUUUCUUUUUGUGUAAACUUUUUAAUUCUGUUCCGCCCUCAGAUUUAUUUUUUUGGCUCUGCUGUUGUAACCUUUACAACGUUUGAGCAUUUGCAAUAUGAAUAUAUUCUGUUGACAAGUGUGUCAAUUGUCAA
Messenger RNA from Daucus carota subsp. sativus, 2440 nucleotides. Its product is annotated as endoglucanase 6. The transcript is spliced from 9 exons. The record is from RefSeq and is a predicted model, not a curated record. Gene Ontology annotation, molecular function: hydrolase activity, hydrolyzing O-glycosyl compounds; carbohydrate binding. Gene Ontology annotation, biological process: carbohydrate metabolic process. The coding region runs from base 134 to 2017 and encodes 627 amino acids. Lineage: Eukaryota; Viridiplantae; Streptophyta; Magnoliopsida; Apiales; Apiaceae.